GCUGGAAACUCCUCUUGUUGGUUCAAAGCGUCUCUUUGAAAAUCGAUCUAGCAUGACUUUCUGAUGUUGCACGUAAUUUUAAUUAAAUGCUAAUUCCUUGUUUGUCAUGUUUGUCCAUGUGUUACGUCCUCCAGUUCUACGAUAAAAUACUAGCAAACAUGGACUCGCAUGCGAAUUGCAAUCGCCAAGGUCAUGCUUGUCUAUAUUGAUUUCCUGAAGAUUUUUAUUUCUGCUCGAAUUUUGAUUACAGUUUCUUUGGAUUGAACGUUUGCAUGGAAUACUUCCUUGUAGAUUUUUUAUUCCACUUAGGGAAUUAACUUUAAGGGAUACAGGUCUAUAAUAAUUUUUGGUAUCUGUUCUUCCAGUGCUUAGCAGCUAAGAUCUAUUAGCGUUUGUAAUUGUCGACAACAAAAGGAAGAUCAAAAUGUCUUUAAGUGCAGAUAUAUCAACCGCUCUCCAUUUACUGGAACAUAUUCAGGAGCGCAUGGAAGAUUGCGACGACCCGAAGCUUCAGAUGCAUACGAGCCAAGAUCUGAAAGCUCUUCUUUCCUUGCUGGAGGAUCCAGUGUUUCGCAGUAUCGUUACGAUUCAGGAUUCAUUGACCGAGUUGAACACUCAACUUGGUCAGCAUCCUUCGAUUUUACCAGGAGAUUUUGAUAUUAAUCUUGGUGGGCAGUUGGAACUAUCACUGCCGACUACACCUGCUCAACCGAUGGGACCGAAUUUAUAUCAGGAUCUGUAUCAAGACAGCAGCGAACUCGAGGAUCAGAGAGUACCGGUCGCUCAGUUAGUGCACAGCAGCAGCGAGGACACCAGUGCUCAGGUUACAAGCCCGAGCUUGGUAUCGGACGAUGUCGGCAUGCCUCCCAUAACGACUCUGACAUAUGCCAAGGAAUUCCAGAAAGUCAUUAAAGCUGCUUCAAAAGGACGACAUGUCUACACCGUGCAGUUAUUUAAACCGGAGGGCACCAGUCUUGGAUUCAGCGUCGUAGGAUUGCGGAGCAAAGAUAAAGGGGAACUCGGCAUUUUCCUUCAAGAAAUACAGCCCAACGGCAUUGCAGGCUGCGAUGGCCGUCUCACGGAGGGCGACCAAAUAUUGGCGAUAGAUGGACAGCCCCUGGACUCGAACAUCUCCCACGAGCAGGCGAUAUCCAUCCUCCAGAAGGCCCGCGGCCUCGUCGAGUUAGUCGUUGCACGAAGCGCCCAAGAUAUUGGGAGCUCGUUGCCGACGGAUGAGUUAUCCGGGGCGUCGAGUUCGACAACCGCAGCAGGAGGUGCGGGAUCCGUCGCCGGCGGCGGCGUCCCGGGUAACCGGAGCACUUCCGAGAGGGAGCCGUCCCUGUAUGCCUCCUCGUCGGCCGCCACCCCCGUGCCGCCGACCAUCGCCGCAGCCCCCGCGGCCGCCGCUGCUCCCCCUGCCCCCGCGGCCCCCGCUGCCCCCGCGCUAACACCUACCCCGGCCUCCACGCCGCUACCCGGAGGCCUCGUCGUCGAGAGGAGCCCCUCUGCCGUCAGCGACACCUCCAAGACUGGCUCUGACAUGGUGUUAAACACAGAGUGGGCACAAGUGGAAGUGAUCAACCUGAUCAACGAUGGCAGCGGUCUUGGAUUCGGCAUCAUUGGAGGCCGCAGCACCGGCGUCGUCGUCAAGACCAUACUUCCCGGGGGUGUGGCCGAUCGCGACAAUCGGCUCCAGAGCGGCGACCACAUCCUGCAGAUCGGAGACGUCAACCUGCGCGGGAUGGGCAGUGAACAGGUCGCAGCUGUUUUACGUCAAUCCGGCACCCACGUGCGCCUCGUUGUCGCUAGACCCGUCGAACCCACCUCCCCUGAUUACCAGGCACUCGGAAGUCACGCCCCUAUCGUGCCCACCAAGAUAUUGGGUGACCCAGAUGAGCUGGACAGGCAUUUAGUGCAUAAUGCUCCGGAAACCUACGGACCGAGGCCCCCGCAGGACGAGUCCACCUACGACAAUGGAUACGCGUACUCUCAGGAGGCCGACAUCGAGAUGCAGACGAGGCCAAGUCUCAUCAUGGACGUCGUACGCAGCCCGGUCUCCGUUGGAACCGUGCAGAACGUCCCAGGGUCGACCCAGGUUUCCAACCUGCCUCCUCUGUCCAUGGAUCCCCUCGACGUUAAUGCCCUCCCGGAGAUGGAGAGAUUCACCGUGGAGCUGAAGAAAGAUAUUUACGGACUGGGGAUCACCAUCGCCGGAUACGUCUGCGAGAAAGAGGAAUUGUCCGGCAUCUUCGUGAAGAGCAUCAGCGAAGGCAGCGCCGCCGAUCUGAGCAAUAAGAUCCUGAUUAACGACAGGAUUGUCGAGGUGGACGGCCACUCUCUUCAGGGCUACUCCAACCACGAAGCUGUGGAAGUUUUGAGAAGCACCGGGCAGACCGUGGUGUUAUGCUUGGAGCGAUACCUCCGGGGACCGAAAUACGAACAACUGCAGCAAGCGAUCGCUGCCAGCGAGCUGAGACCUCCUCAGCCUACCUCGCCUUCCAUCACGAGUCUGCCCAGCUUCCCGAUCAGCGCGGACGGAGAGACCACCACGGAGAUCGAGCCGGAAGGAGAGUCCCACACGACGGUCGACAGCGCGGUCCUCCACGAGGCCGAAAGCAUCAACUCUUUCGGCGAGUUGGACGACGCCGCGAAUGUCGAGGCCCUUUUGAGCGACCCUUCUAGCGAGUUGACGUCAUUAAUUCGGGCGGCUAUCAAGGCGAAGUGGCAGAAAAUCGUUGGUCCGGACACCGAGAUUGUGGUGGCUCAGUUGAAGAAGUUUGCCGAGGGUAGUGGCCUGGGCAUAAGUUUGGAAGGGACGGUCGACGUGGAAAAUGGUCAGGAGGUGAGACCUCAUCAUUAUAUACGGUCCAUUCUCCCCGAGGGUCCAGUUGGUCAGAACGGGACUUUAAGAUCCGGAGAUGAGCUGUUAGAGGUGAACGGCUAUCGUUUGCUGGGCAUUAAUCACAUGGAAGUCGUGAGUGUUUUAAAGGAAUUGCCCAUUCACGUUCGGAUGGUUUGCGGAAGGAAUAUCGCUUCUCAGGAUCCACUUUGUCCAAUCGACACGGCCCAGCAUCAAGCUGCUUUCCAGACGAGGAGUAUCCUCGGCGGUUCGCUGCAAAAUCUUUUACCAGCAAUGGACCGUUUGGUGAAAGCCAAAUCUGACGGCUCGUUGGCAUCGACGACGACGACGGCGACCGUGACAGACGCCAGUCUGAAUAAAAUGAAAUCGCGUUCCUUGGAGCCUCUAACGGGACUGGCAAUGUGGAGUUCCGAGCCCCAGAUCAUCGAGUUAGUUAAAGGAGAGAGAGGACUCGGGUUCUCCAUACUGGAUUAUCAGGAUCCAAUGAACCCCAACGAGACUGUGAUAGUGAUACGAUCGCUCGUCCCAGGUGGAGUCGCCCAGGUGGACGGUCAGCUGAUCCCAGGUGACCGUUUGCUCUUCGUGAACGACAUCGCCCUGGAGAACGCGACCUUGGACCAAGCCGUGCAGGCCCUGAAGGGAGCCCCGAAGGGCACCGUUCGCAUCGGGGUGGCCAAGCCUCUGCCCAUCCCGGAUAGCAUUGCCCAGGUGAGCGAUCAAGUUGAUCAGGUCGAGGUCAGGGAGACUAAAGAUACCGAGGCGACCGUGCUCCUGGUGAUGGACAGUCGCAGGCAGAGGCGAGAGUACUUUAGAGAGAGAAAGGUUAACGUUGUCCAUCCGCCCAACCACAUGGACUUGAUCGAGGGUUUGCAACACCAGCACAACCUCGUCAAGUCGGAGAGCUUCUAAAUAUCGACUUAGUCUCGGUGAUACAUACCUAUACAUAUCCUUAAAGGGCUUGAUAACGAGUUAUCCGCUGGUCUAGGACGAAGCAUAUCGGAGACUAACGCGUCAACGAGACCGGGUAUGCACCGAAGGGCAACGUCCCCAUCUGCGGAUACCCGGUCGUAUUGAGGCAUCAGCUCCCAGAAUACACCCUGCAAAAAUAGAACUAAACUCUUAUGCCUUCCCUUAACCAGGGAACCCUUGCCGAGCGAUCAAUCUUUCGCUUAUGAUGCUUCAAAUGACGGAGUAGUAUGAGCAAGUUAAUUUUAUUUCUGUAACCGGGUCGAGGAUGUGUAGCUACGCACGUGGUCUUUACCUGUGCACAGGUGAUUCCGAGCAGUCGGGCCUUUUCAAUUUAGACAAGGUCUUACGCAUUUUGCACUGCCACCGCUGACUCUUAUCGCCGGAGACUGUUAUUGGCUGGAAAAUAUUCGCCCCCUUUAUACGAUUGAUUUCAAUUAAUUCCUGUAUUUGGGACUUGGCGCGACUUGGUAAUAGGAAAGAGAAAUAUUUUAUAUCGAAGGUACUAUAUAUAUAUAUAUAUUUUACGAAGCCUAACGUAAGGGGGGCGGCUUUUCGCCUUAUUAAUUUUAGAGAUCGAGGUGCUUUAUAUUAAUCCAGGUCUACCAGAACUGUUAGGUCCUAUGUCGGAAGAUGAUGGACAAAGUGCCUUUCGAGGUAACUCUUGAGCCACGCGAAUGCCUAAGUUCUUUGCACUUGAAGUCCGAUGUUAACGUCGUGACGUACGACUUCAAGUAGGCUCGAUUAUUAUAUCGUUAAGUUUAGAAUUAAGUAUGGGCCCGGACGGAUUGAACGAGUCUACGAUUUUUCUACCGUCGCGGUGGUAUUAAUCUUUACAUUUAGCUACCGCUGGUUGUCGAAGUACAUUUAUACCUAUAUUUUAGGGCUUCCUUUUUACAGAAAUACCGCCUAAUUUAUCGCCGCGUUCGCGAUGACACGAGUUAUUUCCACCGGGAGGUCCCUUGUCUCGCGGUAAAAACGAACCGCCAUUUGCGAGGGAGUUAAGAUAGGAAGAUAGAAAAAUUGGGCGAGAAUCAAGUAUGCAAAUAUUCGGUAAAGUUGCCCCGUCCGCAGGGUAAACUAUGCAGGGAGAAGCUUACUCCUCGGGAGGCUGUCCUUAUUAUGGAAAUGUUUAUCCUAGAUUAACGCGAAGUUCGAGCCAAGUUUAAUGCACUGCGACUAUUAAAGAGGUCGGCCGAGUCGUGUCGAAUUACAAAAGCUACCUAUCAGGGAAGUUUCCGAUUAAGCGAGGAAAGUCCAGACGCUAAAGCCAGUCGGAGGGGAUCGGAUUUAAAUUUAAGAAACGAAAGUAAGCCGUACCUUUAAGAGUUAGAAGGUGGACCGUCACAUACAGUUCUCAAGGUGGAGGGGAAUAAUCUGAAUUUAUUUCCAACCCUCCGUGCGGCAAUCAUAGAUAGUACUAUCAGUCGCCCAACGAUCCUCACACCUACGUGCCUUUGGUUGAUCAUCAUGUCCGUCCUCUUAAUUUUUUAUCUAAUUAUUUCCGUUCUCAUCCACGCACCGCCCUAGCCGAAGCUUCGGUCGUCCUCGCUUAUUCAACGAGGAGGUGCAUGCAUUUCUUUCGGGCACUUGGAAGGGGGAGAAAAAAAAAAUAAAGUGCCGUAACAUCAGGCGUCAAUCGACCCCGGGAACAUUGCGCGCGGUAAAAUUGUUAAUUAACGAUUCAUUAUGAUUAGCGGAUGGCCGUUUUACGGUUACACGGUACAUCUCGGUUAAUCAUUACGUGGACGCGCCUGCUGGAAAGGAGGGAAAGCCUCCGGUUACAUCACUAAGCCGGUGUUUGUCGAAAGCACCGACGUGGUCUUCGUUAAAGUAAUUUAACAGAAAAUGCGGGGAAACUUCGCUCUCCGUCGAGGGAAACCUCUGCCGUAUGAGAAAAGGUCCUCUAAUUCAAUUUCGCGGACGGGGUGUCACAACGAGAGGCCGCCUCCUUUCCAGCGGGUACCUCCACCUUUCGCGCGAGCUUUUCCGCGAGCUUUUCCGCUGAAAAGCCGCCGCGGAAAUGCGGAUUCACCCGAUGACGCUGUGCGGAUAAUCGAGGGAAUUAACAGCCCGAAUUCGCCGCUAAAGAGCUUAAGGUGAAGUGAAAUACCCUCAAAUCGAUCGCAACUCGAAUAAGACACUUCUUUUUUUUUUUUUUAAGGGUAUUGGACCAAACCGUCCGAAACUUUGACACGUGAUUCGCGACACCUAGGAAUUAUCCUGACACUUAGAAAAUGUGGAUUUUUGCAAAUAAGUCUUUUUUAACUUAGCCGAGAUCAAAACCAAAAUGCCGCCGAGUUCUCAUAUCUCGUUCGAUGCCCAAUUAUUGAAGGCUCUGAUAUGAGAAACGAAAGUGUCAGAAUAAUUGUACGACAAUUUAGAACACUCUGGUAAUCGCGAAACUCGCAUUUGAACGGGAUAAAGGGGAAAAAAGUGUCUUUACGCGCUUCCAUGCCAAAACGACGGUAAUACGAGCUCUCGGAGAGAAAAUUUAGUUGACGCGGAAAUCAUAGAUGGCGCAGGGGGUCCCUCUGAAGUUAAUAGGGCCUCGGAAAUCAUCUCAGGGGAUUUCUGGAGUUUUACUUGGUUUCUUUACAAUUAUUCCACGAAAACGACAGAUGGAGUAUGCCAUUUAGUACGAUACUCAAUAUACUUUGAAACAGCUGUCGAUAUAUAAGAACGAUUCACUUCACCUUAAGACUCGGUCUCGAAUCUGCGAUACGUCGUACUUUUAAGCCUUGUACUUGUCGCGUUGAAUAAACGGGAUGCUGCACGCAUUA
Orussus abietinus is the source of this 6609-nucleotide messenger RNA. RefSeq names its product patj homolog. The transcript has 16 exons. NCBI's taxonomy places the organism in Eukaryota, Metazoa, Arthropoda, Insecta, Hymenoptera, Orussidae. Bases 425 to 3769 code for a protein of 1114 amino acids. Gene Ontology annotation, molecular function: protein binding. The record is from RefSeq and is a predicted model, not a curated record.